AUGCAAUCCCUGUCAAGAUGGGUGUCUGGCAUGAAGGUUGUGCGCCCUGAACUAGUUCGUGCCAUCUUUGCCUACCAGGCCCUCUAUUCCCUGGGCGACGCGCUGCGCGGUGGCGAGAAUCCGCGCAGACUUCGAAGACUUCACAGAAAGAGUCACGCCACCAAAGCCAUCGACGAGUUCUGGUCACACUCCUGGCAGCUCAAGCCAUAUCGCAAAAUCCUCUGCUUGCUGUUCCUGAAAAACGGCCUGCCUGCCAGCAUCAUCGGUACACUGGCUGCUUUCCUGACUUUCGGUCUCACGCGCAGCGGUUAUCUCUUGGAAUAUCGCCCAGUGUGGGAGAUCCCCUAUUUCUGCAUGGCAGCCGGAACCUUUUCCUCGGUGCUGACGCUCUUUCUGUGGCCUUCUCGUGUCAAAGUUUUUCUGGACAUCUGCUGCAUCGAUCAGGUGGAUGACAAGAACAAGGCAGAAGGCAUUGUGAGUUUGGGCGGCAUCCUGAAGCAGUCUAAGACCUUGCUGGUCCUCUGGGAUCAUACCUACAUUGCGACUCGGAAGCCUAAGCAGUUUAGCCAGCUUCAGGUCUUGAGGCUGUGCAGGUUCCCGUUGAGUCUUCUAAGCUUCGUGGAUCGACAUAGUCAUAGAAGUUGA
This is a messenger RNA of Symbiodinium necroappetens, 645 nucleotides long. The record is from the annotation of a GenBank genome assembly. NCBI's taxonomy places the organism in Eukaryota, Dinophyceae, Suessiales, Symbiodiniaceae.